Molecule: messenger RNA, 1683 nt
Organism: Hevea brasiliensis (rubber tree)
Lineage: Eukaryota; Viridiplantae; Streptophyta; Magnoliopsida; Malpighiales; Euphorbiaceae
Product: putative potassium transporter 12
Exons: 1
Coding region: 434-1525 (363 amino acids)
Biological process (GO): potassium ion transmembrane transport
Cellular component (GO): membrane
Molecular function (GO): potassium ion transmembrane transporter activity
Source: RefSeq, a predicted model, not a curated record
ACUAAAAGUUUAAUUGUGUAAUAGACCAAAAUAAAUUGUUAGGGGACAAUAGACUUCUCACAAUUAAUUCAAUGGCAAAUAUAUUAAUAAGGCCUAUCGCAAUAGUUUUAAGGCCAAAUUUUAUAUAUGGACCUAUAUACAAAUUUAUUUCACAGCAUAUUUUACCUUUUUUUCUUUACCCUGGACAUCCAGUACUGUUUUCUCAAUUAAUUAUUAGUUCAAGAACUCUUUUUUUUUUUUUUCCUUUUCAAGGAAGGACCACUUGAUACUCUUCACUUUACUGUGAUAUUUUUGAUGUUGCUGGUGCCAAAUGAGUUUCAAUUUUAUAACAGUUGUUAUUCUAUAUGGCGUACCAAGUCAGUUUUAAAUCCUCCAUAUUGUCAUAGUGAUUGUUGAUGGAGGAGUUGAACUUAGAGUUGUUACUGAUCCUUUAAUGGUAGGUAUUCUUAAUGCAAUUCAUGCUCAACUUGCAGGCAUAGCUGAGGUCGGUGUGAUGAUUGUGAGUACUACAUUAGUGACACUUGUAAUGCUUCUGAUCUGGCAGACUAAUUUGUUUCUGGCUUUAUGUUUCCCACUUGUUUUUGGGUCAGUAGAACUCAUUUACAUGUCUGCGGUUCUAUCAAAAAUCAAAGAGGGUGGAUGGCUUCCACUUGUAUUUGCCAGUUGUUUCCUUUCUGUGAUGUACAUUUGGAACUAUGGGAGUGUGUUGAAAUACCAGAGUGAGGUAAGGGAAAAGAUUUCCAUGGAUUUCAUGCUUGAGCUUGGUUCCACCCUGGGGACCGUUAGAGUUCCUGGAAUCGGAUUGUUGUACAAUGAGCUUGUCUAUGGUAUUCCCUCGAUAUUGGGGCAGUAUCUACUAAGUCUUCCAGCAAUCCACUCUACUAUAGUAUUUGUUUGCAUCAAGUAUGUCCCUGUUCCGGUGGUUCCUCAAGAGGAGAGGUUUCUUUUCCGAAGAGUUUGCCCAAAAGACUACCAUAUGUUCCGCUGUGUUGCCCGGUAUGGUUACAAAGAUGUCAGGAAGGAAGAUCACCAUGCGUUUGAGCAACUUUUGGUCGAAAGCCUUGAAAAGUUUUUGCGAAGAGAGGCUCAGGAUCUUGCCUUGGAGAGCAAUUUGAACGAGUUGGACAUGGAUAGUGUUUCAGUGACGUCAAAGGAUUCUGGGGCCCCAGCUGGUGACGGGACUGAGGACCUAAGGAUUCCUUUGAUGCAUGAUCAAAGAUCAGGAGAACCUGGGACUUCUGCUUCGGAAGAAGCAUCCUCAGCAUUGCCUUCUAGUGUCAUGUCAUCAGAGGAAGACCCAAGUCUAGAAUAUGAGCUUGCAGCUCUUAAAGAAGCAAAAGACUCAGGAUUUACUUACCUGCUCGCUCAUGGGGAUGUAAGAGCAAAGAAAAAUUCCUUUUUUCUCAAGAAAUUGGUUAUCAACUACUUCUAUACAUUCUUGAGGAGGAAUUGUAGAGGUGGCGCAGCCACUAUGCGAGUACCUCACAUGAAUAUCCUGCAAGUUGGGAUGACAUACAUGGUCUAAUUCAUUUGAUCCCCUGCAAUUUGUUGUUGUCGGCCACCUAUUGCGGCCUCUGUGAAGCCUCAAUGAACUUUUAGGAAAAUCUUUGUACUUUGCUUUUUUGCUGCUUUUGAGUGGAAUUCUUAAUGGAUUUGUUCUGUAAUAUAUUAUUCUUCUUGUCA